This is a messenger RNA of Podarcis lilfordi (Lilford's wall lizard), 9767 nucleotides long. NCBI's taxonomy places the organism in Eukaryota, Metazoa, Chordata, Lepidosauria, Squamata, Lacertidae. The record is from the annotation of a GenBank genome assembly.
AUGACACAGCUAUCCAAGGUUUACGGGAAGGUCUUCACCAUCUGGGUUGGGCACAAGCCGAUGAUUGUUGUGAAUGGCUUUCGUUUGGUGAAGCAAGUGCUCAGCAACUACUCGGAAGAAACCUCAUGUCGUGUAGUAACUCCCUUUGUCAGAGACACAAUGAAAGCAAAGGGUAAGUGUAACCCAUAAAAUCAUUCCCACUGCCCCCACCUCAAUGUUGUUGUUGUUUAGUCCUUUAGUCAUGUCCAACUCUUCGUGACCCCCUGGACCAGAGCACGCCAGGCCGUCCUGUCUUCCACUGCCUCCCGCAGUUUGGUCAGACUCAUGCUGGUAGCUUCAAGAACACUGUCCAACCAUCUCGUCCUCUGUCGUCCCCUUCUCCUUGUGCCCUCCAUCUUUCCCAACAUCAGGGUCUUUUCCAGGGAGUCUUCUCUUCUCAUGAGGUGGCCAAAGUAUAGGAGUCUUAGAACAGUGCUUUCCGCAACCCAAUAAGAAAGAUAUGAACACAAUAAAAUUCAAUGAAAACGAGUUUAAUUGAUUCAAUGAAAUUGAUCCAGUGAUGCCAACUUCUCAAAGCCUGGUAGUCAUUUACACCUCCAGUGCACAGCUGCUACCUCCUAGUCUCUUAGUGUUCCAACUUUGGGAACUACUGGUCUAAGAAAUUAUUCUUGUUCUAUUAUGUUCUGGGUCAAGCCCCCACCCAGGAAACAUGGGACUCCCAUUUGGAUAUCUAGGUAGCAGCCUUCCCAUGAUACACAGCUCCCUGUGGAACAUCCACCCAUCAGAUGUCAAGGAGAUAAAGAACUGCACAACUUUUAGAGGACACCUGAAGGCAGCCCUGUAUCAGGAAGUUUUUUUAAUGUUUGACAUUUUAUUACAUUUUUAUACAUGCUGGAGGCUGUCCAGAGAGGCUCAGGAAACCCAGCCAGAUGAGAGGGGUACAAAUAAAAUAAUAAUAAUAAUAAUAAUAAUAAUAAUAAUAAUAAUAAUAAUUCCUAAAGAAAAUAUGUGCAAGUAAUGGUGUUCACUCAAUAGCAAUAGUGGGUCCACUUACAAUAUACUACAUGAGAAUCAGAAACUUUAUUGUUAGUUAACCUUUGUUUCGCUUUGUAUUUAUGUGCUUAAACCUUGGUUGUUGUUUUUUAAAUUGAAUUCUUCUGUGUUUGUUAAAUUGUUGGCUUUUGUCAUUUUUUAAUUUACUGACAUGCUCUGUAUUUCAUAUAUUUGUAUUUCGGUGUUUUGAAUGUUUGCUGCAAGCCACUUUUGACACAGCUUGUUGCAGAAAACUGGCAUAUUAGUAAACUUACAGGGAGCAAUGCUGGCAUCUGUCUAUCUCAAGAGACAAUGGAGGAGUGCGCCUUGUCAAGCUGUUGAAAGGUUGCAAUGCCUGCUGUGGCUGUAGAGACCGAUGUGGGAGAAACAUGUUUUGUUGCAACUGGGGCAGAUGAAGGUGUCGGGUUGUGCCGCUCCAGAUGCAAUGUCCCACCUUCUCCCAAUAUCCACCUAUUCCAAAGGAAGUUUGUGCCCUUAGGCCUUACUCACAGUCAGUUCAGGGGUGCAACCAAUGAGCAGGGUUCUCGUAGACUUAGAAUUUCAGAGCUGGGGGUGCGUUGCAAGAGGGAACUCCAGCAGGUGGCAGCAGAGAGGCUGCGGAUGGUGCAUUGGAAUAAAGCACAGCAGUCGAGCGGCUGUCUCUUGGCCAUGUUUUAUACAGAUGGUUGGCUUGCAAAAUUCAUUUCUGAACAAUAAUAUCUUGCUGCCCUUAGGUAUCCUGUUUUCAAGUGGCCACACCUGGAAGGAGCAGCGGCGUUUUGGGAUAUCUGUGCUCCGAUCGCUGGGCCUUGGAAGAAGAAGCAUGGAGUUCUGUGUGCAAGAGGAGGCUGGCCACAUGGUGGAGUUCUUCGCAAGCAAGAGAGGUCAGGAAUAUCAUUGAUUCUAAGGCACUUUUCCUAACACCAGGAAUGAACCAGAUCAGUCACCACCAACCAGGUGCCCUCCAGAUGUUUUAAUAAUAAUACAUUUUAUUUAUACCCUGCCCUCCUCAGCCAAGACCGGGCUCAGGGUGGCUAACAACCAAUAAUAAAAACAAGUUGAUUGAAAUACAACUUAAAAAACAGGAUUAAAAUACCACAUUAAAACAUUAAAAUGCAGCCUCAUCACAGGAGGAGAAAGGAAAAAAGAAAGAGGGGGAAGGAAUCAAAUUGAUUCCAAGCCAAAGGCCAGGCAGAACAACUCUGUCUUACAGGCCCUGCGGAAAGAAAUCAGAUCCUGGAGGGCCCUGGUCUCAUGAGAUAGAGCGUUCCACCAGGCCGGAGCCAGUGUUGAAAAGGCCCUGGCUCUGGUUGAGGCUAAUGUAACUUCCUUAGAGCCCGGGACCUCUAGGGUGUUGCUAUUUAUGGACCUUAAGGUCCUCUGUGGGGCAUACCGGGAGAGGCGGUCCUGUAGGUACAAGGGUCCUAGGCCGUGAAGGGCUUUAAAGGUCAAAACCAGCACCUUAAAUCUGACCCUGUACUCCACCGGGAGCCAGUGCAGCUGGAAAAGCACUGGGUGAAUAUGCUCCCAUGGCAGACACCCCGUGAGGAGCCUCGCUGCAGCAUUCUGCACCCGCUGGAGUUUUUGGGUCAGCUUCAAGGGCAGCCCCACGUAGAGCGAAUUACAGUAGUCAAGCCUGGAGGUGACUGUCGCAUGGGUCAUUGUGGCCAGGUCGGGGCGGGAAAGGUAAGGGACCAACUGCUUAAUGCGGCAAAGGUGGAAAAAUGUCGCCUUGGCUGUUGCUGUAACCUGUGCCUCCAUGGAAAGGGAGGUGUCAAGGAUUACACCCAAACUCUUAACGGAAGGCAAUGACACUAAUUGGGCUCCCACAAGAGUAGGGAUUUGGUCCUUCAUCCCCGUAUCAUCCUGACCCAGCUAGAGGACCUUUGUCUUCGAAGGAUUUAGAUUUUGGACUGCAAUGCCCAUCAUUCACAGAAUCAUAGACUUGUAAGGGAUCUCAAGGGUCAUCUAGUCCAGCCCCCUGCAAUGCAGGAAUCACAGCUAAAGAAUCCUUGACAUAUGGCCAUCUGUCAUGGACUGGUGGGAUGCAGAGGACUGAUGGGAGGCACCAGCUGGGGAACUCCCAAGGGAAGAAGGCUCAGAGCCCAGGGAGUGGUGGUGGGAUGGUGAUGAGUGGUCAGUGGGAGAAGAUUGGGAAGAGGAGGUGUUGGAAGCUGAAGAGGCAACAGGGUUUAGUGAUCAGGAAGAGGCUGAGGCAGAGAGCAAUCCAGAAGCAGAGGCAGAAGCAGAAGCAGAGGCUGGCGAAGAGAGAGGGCAAGAGGCAGAGAUGAGGCUGGCUGCUGCAGAAGUCAGGAGGACUCUCCUUCCUGCUGUGACCAGCUCCCCUCCCCGCUGGUCUCCCAGAACAUGAAGAGGGAUGAGUGAAGACAGGCAAGAUGAUGAAGCCUCAGAUUGCUUGGGAAGGAACCGGAGAAGGAAGAGACUUAGGAAGCUGUGGGAAACUGGGGACUUUUAGUCCUUGAAACUACCUCAUAGCGGCAAAUCCUACCAGGAAGCGUUGCUGUGCUAGGCCUGGCCUCCUGAGCUGUCUGUGUUUUUUUGAAUAAAGAGUUAACUUUGCUGGAGCCGUGUGAGUUAUUGCUGACUCCAGCUGCAUCCAACCACUGCGUAAAAACCUCUGGUGAAGGAGAGUCUACCAGAUUCCCAGGGAGUCUGCUCCACUGCCAAACAGCUCUUGUCUACACUGACAUGGGCUUAUGGGUAUUGUCAUACAAAACAUCUGGAGGGAACCAGGUUGAAGGCUGCAUCAGGCUAUGCAUCCAUGAGGACUGGUGUUAACAGGGGAAUGCGAACAGUUUUGCUGGAUCAGAAUAAAGGCCCAGGAAUGGCGGCAUGGGAAGCAAACAAUCAGGUCACAGGGGGUGUGCAGUCUGCUUCUAUCUGCUGUGUGUCCACUUGGUGCCACAAUGAUGUCAGGUGAUUGGCAGGUAGGUUGCCCUGCCCACUUGUCAAAGUUGGCCCCCUGGGGUGGAUUCCUUUCCCCCUGUGAUCAGAAGGCCUAAAGGAGCAAUGUGGUUAAAAGAAGAGCAAAACAAACAAGUUGCCCUUAGAAGGGAGCAGGAGCUGAACGAUUAUGCAGAUAAACUGUAUGUGACCUUUCCAACACGCAUUCAACACUGCUCAGAGUGUUCAUUGUGACAGAGGACACCUGUAUUUUUCUAGGCGAAUCUGUAGACCCUAGAACCCCCCUCUUCCAUGCCUUCUGUAGUGUGAUCUCCAACGUAAUUUUUGGACACCCUUUCGACAUUGAAGACAAAGUGUUUCAGAAGCUGAUAGAAUGCAUUGAGUACGAAGCACAUUUUUUCCUCUCCACAUUUCAUUUGGUGAGCGACUUUGCUAUUUUGCUAUAUUAUAUUAUUGCAAGACAAAAUGUCAUUUUGACUAGCAGCCCCUGGUGUGUAUUUAUACCCGAAGGAACGUCUCCUCCCCCAUCGUUCAGCCUGGACACUGAGGUCCAGCGCUGAGGGCCUUCUGGCGGUUCCCACACUGCAAGAUGUGAGGUUACAGGAAACCAGGCAGAGGGCCUUCUUGGUGGUGGCACCUGCCCUGUGGAAUGCCCUCCCAUAAGAUGUCAAGGCACUAAGCAACUAUCUGACUUUUAGAAGACAUCUGUAGGCAGCCCUGUUUACGGAAGUUUUUAAUGUUUGAUGUUUUAUUCUGCUUUUAAUCUGUUGGGAGCCACCCAGAAUGGCUGGGGGAAUCCAGACAGAUGGACAGGGUAUAAAUAUUAUUAUUAUUAUUAGUCUCUGAGUAUUUGUAUAUGCAUGUGUGUGUGUGUGUGUGUGUGUGUGUGCGCGCACGCGCACACCACACACACAAUCUUACCAGUUUUGCAAGGCGCUUUCAUGCCACCUCUUGCCUGGCCUGAUCCUUCUUCCAUUUGAGGGAGAUACCAGCCACCAGGGAGAAUGUGCUGGCGAAAAGUUGAUUCCAUUUGUGAAAGCUUGAUGGGACACCUCAGGCCUCCUUGGUGUCAGCAAUCCAAUGAAGAGACAUGAGCAGUGGGACACCUGAGCCAAUGUGGAGCUGUGCUUAGAGUGUCAGACUAAGACUGGGGAGACCUAGGUUCAAAUCCCCACUGGGCCAUGGAGCUCCUUGGGUGACCAAGGGCCAGUCACUGCCUCUCAGCCUAACCUAUCUCACAGGGCUAUUGUAGGAAUUACCGUAUUUGUCGCUCUAUAAGACACACUUUUUCCUCCUAGAAAGUAAGGGGAAAUGUGUGUGCGUCUUAUGGAGCAAAUGCAGGCUGUGCAGCUAUCCCUGAAGCCAGCAGAGCAAGAGCAAGAGCUCUUGUUCUGCUGGCUUCCCAGUGAAGCGGGAAGAGGAACAAAAGGGAGCCCUUACGGAGGCUCUUCCGUCCCUCAUCCUGCUUUGCUGGGAAGCCAGCAAACCAAGAGGCGGUGCGCAGCUCUUCCUCUUGCUCUGCUGGCUUCAGCGAAAGCAGCGCAAAGCCUCUUCAGCAAAGCGGGAGGAACGCUCUUGUUGUGAUGCCUUAGCCUCUUGUUGUGAUGCCUUAGCCUGAUCCUCCCUCCUCCUUCCUCUUCAACAACAUUCGAUUCAGAAUAUAUUUUUUCUUGUUUUCCUCCUCUAAAAACUAGGUGCGUCUUAUGGUUGGGUGCAUCUUAUAGAGCGAAAAAUACAGUAAAUGAGGAGGGAACCAUGUCCACUGCGUUGAGCUCCUUGAAUAAAAGAUGCCCAUUGAAGCAUCUGGUUGGCCACUGUGAGAACAGGACGCUGGACUGGACAGGCCAUUGGCCUGAUCAAGAUCCAGGACUCUCCUCACGUUCUCUCUCUCCCCCUCCAGUUGUACGAACUGUUUCCGUGGCUGAUGCGCCACCUCCCAGGACCCCACCAGAAGGCCUUCUCAUGCUUGGAGCAUAUCCAUUCAUUUGGAAGGAGUGAGAUCAGAAGGCACAAGGAGAAGAGGGAAACAGAUGAACCACGGGAUUUCAUUGACUUCUAUCUGGAUGAAAUAAAUAAAGUAAGUGGCUGUUGGAAUGGGGACAAUUUGCUCUUCAAGGGGAGACGCCUCCAGGGCCCCGAAGGAACACCAUUCUCUGUAGGUUGUUGGCUCUGUCCAAAGCAUGGAUGUAUGAGUCUGCCACUUUUGGUUUUCUCUUCUUCUUCCUUAGCCUCAAGUCCAGUUUGCCAUGUUUCUGCAUCAGCUUGUGGAUUUAUUUAUUUCAUAAGAUUUAUAUACUGCUUGAUAGUUAAAAAAAAGGGGGGACCCCAAAAAACCUCAAAGCAGUUUACAAAAGGAAUAAGUCAAUGAAUUUGUCUAGUGUUGGACUACUGCCUAGGAGACCAGGAUUCAAAUCCCCACUCAGCUCACCAAGUGACCAUGGCCCAGCCACUGCCCCUCACAGCCUAGCCUACCUCACAGGGGUGUUGUGGGGAUUAAAUGAGGGUGGGGGAGAACCAUGUACACCACACCCCUUGAGCUGCUUGGAGAACAAAGAUGGGAUAUCCGUGUAAUAAAUCAAUAUAUUCACUGUCGACAACAGAAGAAGGAAGACCCCGAAUCAACCUUUGACGAAGCCAACUUGGUUCAUGUCAUUUACGACCUCUUCACAGCUGGGACAGAUACUGGUUCAUCCACUUUGUGCUGGGCUCUGCUCUUCAUGGUGGUUUAUCCAGACAUCCAAGGUGAGAGCCGGGAUGUCAAUGCUCUUGAAAUGUUUCGGUCCAGAGGGAGUUUGUGCAGAAGCUGGGCACCGGAAAAGCGGAAGAGGGCCGUGGCCCAAAUCAAGUACAGUUUUUUUAAUGUGGUGUGUGUGUGAGAAAACCCACAUAUUCAUUGUUGGUUUGAAAAGUUCCUAAGCAUUUCUGUACACCCACAUCAACAUGUAACAACUAGGGCAAUUCAUUGUAUCUUCUGGUAAAAAGUCCUGUCCUGAUGGCACCACCAGUUUUCAAUAUGACUUUCUGCCCCCGUGAAUUGGAACUCAAUAUGGUGUCCAUGGUCACCAUAUUGUAUUACUGUCAAAAUGUGUAUAUUCGGAGAAAUAUACAUAGUUUUCCUCUUUUUUCCAGUCUUCAGAUCUCUUUAUUUCUUCACCAUUUUGCAAAUUCCACUCCCUGCCCCACGCUCCUAGUCCUCAUGAAAAUCUGUCAGCAUUUUAAGUGCGUAUUUCUUCCCCCAAAAACACAUUUUUGUAUGCAGUGUUUGCCUAAUAUAGAUACUUUUGCAACAUCUAAAUAAUAUAAAGCAUUUUCCCCUGUUAUUUUAACUACGCCAGGCACACCUUUCCCUAAUACACAUAUUUCUGUACACAUUUUCCAUUGGGGAAUUGCAUGACUUUCAGGGCUGGUGCUCAGCGGCCAUUUCUGAUACUUUGAAUCACUCUGAGCUUGUGUUGGAAUGCAUUAAUUGUUUGAUGAAUUUGUGUUUGUUUGGGUUUUUUGCCAUAUUUAUGCACUGUUGUAUUUUUUAUAUGAUUAUAGAGAUUGCAAUGUGUUUUAAUUUUUGAUGCUGUUGUUAAUUGUGAGCCACUUUGCACUCAAUAAUGUUGCAAAUGUGGGAUGCAAAUAAUAGAAUGAUAGAAUUGCAGAGAUGGGAGGGACCCAGAGGGUCUCUCUUCCAACCCUCUGUGAUGCAGGAAUCACUUUUAUUAUUAAAUUAGGUCAAAUCAAAUGAUUUGGAGAAGUGCACAUUUUGAAGAGUAGUUGUGUUUUGCUACUUGUCUUGUUUUGAAAGGGGCGAAAUGGGAAUUUUAAUGCAAAUCAAGCAAAAUUUCAUCCCCACCCGUAUCCUUAGGGAUUCAUUUCCACCUCAAUUACAAAUGUCUUUAUGGACUGAGGGUGCCGUAGGGUUUCUAGAGCUGCGCGGUCAUCAUAGUAAGAUUGCUUUGGUUCUAAAUGUGAACAUGAUUCCACAGAGAAAGUUCAGGCCGAGAUUGAUGCUGCUGUGACACGUUCCCAACGCAUCUCCUAUGAGGAUCGGAUGAACCUGCCCUACACCAAUGCUGUCAUUCAUGAAAUCCAGCGCUACAAAUACGUUCUCUUGGUUGGAAAUUUCAGGCAAUGUGCAAAGGAUGCAACUAUUUUUGGUUUUCCCAUGAAAAAGGUACAGAACUCCCCCCCCCCAACAACAAAAUUAAAAUUUAGUGCACAUCCUGCCAAUAGCUAGACUGAUGAGGGUCUUCUAGAUAGUGGGCAGCAUGUGCCCAGCAGAUCAAGUCUCCCUGGUUUAUUUAUACUCCACACUUCCUCACAAAUGAAUCCCAAGGCUGCUAACAAAUACAUCAUAAUACAAAGUACAAUCAGGGCUUUUUUUUUCCAGCCAGAACUCGCUGGAAAUCAGUUCUGGCACCCCUCAGGUGGGUGCCAUCGCCAUUGUAAGAGAACAAGGGAGGUAUUCAUGGUGAGUUCCUUCACGUCUUUUUCUAGAAAAACACCACUGAGUACAAUGAUAACAAAGCCCACCUAAAAUACCAAUUAAAGGCAUACAAAACAAUCAUAAUGAAAGAAAUUGUGCAGUAGUCUGACUUCCUGCACUCCUAUAAUGUUUUCCUGAGCUAGGCUCAGGGAAGAAUUUCAGGAGUCACAGAUGCCCAUAUUAAAUGAGAGCUGGAUUCUUCACUGGCUUGGAUCAAAAUCUGAGCCUUGGAAGAAUUACAGGAUUCCUUCCAUGUAUGUCUACCAGCCGUCCCAGCCUACCAGAGCUCUCCUCCCUUUCUGUUUAUCUGGCAACUCAAGGUACCAAAAGCAGCAUUAUACAGCGGUCCGAAGGCCAGGUUAAACUCAGGCAGUUUGUGUCUCUCUUUGCAGGAUACAGUAAUUAUUCCUGAUAUAGCAUCUGUGCUAUAUGACCCUGAAGAGUGGGAGACGCCUCACCAGUUCAACCCAAACCACUUCCUGGAUAAAGAAGGGAACUUCUUCGUCAGAGACGCCUUCAUUCCAUUUUCAAUAGGUAAAUGUGACUUGCCAUUCAGUGCAGAGCGCAUUGGAAUGGCUGGUUCUAGAGCAGAGUUUCCCAACCUUGGGUCUCCAGCUGUUUUUGGACUACAAUUCCCAUCAUCCCUGACCACUGGUCCUGCUAGCUGGGGAUGAUGGGAGUUGUAGUCCAAAGGCAGCUGGAGACCCAAUGUUGGGAAACACUGGGCUAGAGCAAGGAAGGGUGGGGCUACAUUUUUUCAAACCAAGGACCACAUUUCCUUUUGGGCAAGAUACAAAUGUGAGCAGGGCAGCGAAUACAGAUGUUGCCUUGUGACAGUUUUCUACGCACACUCCCUCUGUAUCCCCAAAUCCAGGCAAAAACACCCAAGAAGGGUAUGAAGGAGGGUUGUUGAAUGGUGCAACUCAGGAGGGCAUGAGAUCUGGGGGGAGCGCCAAGGGCCAGGUAGAGAGGUCUUAAGGGCCACAUACCUUAGGCCUGAGGUAUCCCAAUCCCUGGACUAGAGACGUCAACACAACAUGGGCGAAAUCUCUUGGAAAACCUUAUGUUGUUGGUCACCCUAAGCUGUCCAGUUAUUACAGUGGGUAGUAUCUCCUUCCUUAGGAAAGCGUUUCUGUCUUGGGGAGAAUCUGGCGAGGAUGGAGAUUUUCCUCUUCUUCACUAACCUGCUGCAAGCAUUCACGUUACGGCUGCCUGAUGGCGUGCGGGAGAUCAACACAAACGCUGUGAGAGGAGGGUUAGCUGUGCAACCGUAUCCUUACAUGAUCUGUGCUGUUCCUCGCAAGGCUACAGCUUGGAAGAGGGAACAAGAGGCUAG